Cyprinus carpio (common carp) is the source of this 4196-nucleotide messenger RNA. Its product is annotated as cyclin and CBS domain divalent metal cation transport mediator 4a. Gene Ontology annotation, molecular function: sodium ion transmembrane transporter activity; magnesium ion transmembrane transporter activity. NCBI's taxonomy places the organism in Eukaryota, Metazoa, Chordata, Actinopteri, Cypriniformes, Cyprinidae. Gene Ontology annotation, biological process: magnesium ion homeostasis; magnesium ion transport. The record is from RefSeq and is a predicted model, not a curated record. Gene Ontology annotation, cellular component: plasma membrane.
CGUAAGGUCCAGCCUUGCGGAGAGAGCGCAACAAACAUGGCGACAGAGCGGAGCGGACAGGGGUGUCUUCUAACUUUCAUCGUGUUCCUCUGGAGCUCUGUCGGCGGGCGAACGGAGACGUCGAGCCCCGGCUCCAGCAGUCAGAUCCUGGGCAUGCGGCUGGAGAGGAGCGACAAAGCGGCCAGCACGACGGAGGACGGGCUCAUCCAGGUGACGGAGGAGAGCAGCGUCCUGCUCAGGUUUUAUGGGGUGCACCUGAACCCAGACGCAGCAUCCCACAUCAGGUUCACGGAGGACAGCGACGCGUUAAACAGGACUUGUGAGGAUUUCACCAAAGACCUGAGCAUCAGCACCUUCAUGAACGUGAGCAGCAGAGGGACGUCAGGUCUGGUGAGUGUGUAUGUGAAGCCACUGCGUAAGAGUGAACGAGAAAAGACCUACAGCCUAUGUGUCAGGCAGGGUUUGGGAGACAAUUGGGUCCAGCUGGGUGAAAAUGAUGGAAGAUUGUUAGUCGUAGAGGAGAAGGAAUCUCUUCUACCGCUUUGGCUCCAAAUCAUCCUGGUUUCAGGCUUGCUGGUGCUGUCUGGCAUGUUCAGCGGACUCAACCUGGGGCUCAUGGCGUUGGAUCCAAUGGAGCUUCGCAUUGUGCAAAGUUGUGGAACUAGUAAGGAAAAGAAGUAUGCGCGCAAAAUCGAACCCAUUCGAAGCAAGGGCAACUAUCUGCUUUGCUCUUUAUUGUUGGGUAACGUGCUGGUCAACACAACUUUGACGAUCCUGCUAGAUGAUUUGAUUGGGUCGGGGUUGGGAGCCGUGGUGGCGUCUACUGUUGGCAUUGUCAUUUUUGGUGAAAUCGUGCCACAAGCGCUCUGCUCGCGCCACGGUUUGGCCGUAGGCGCCAACACCAUCAUGCUGACAAAAUUUUUCAUGCUCCUGACCUUCCCCUUGUCGUUCCCCGUCAGUAAGCUUUUGGACUGCAUUCUCGGGCAGGAAAUCGGCACCGUCUACAACCGCGAGAAGCUGGUGGAGAUGCUGAAGGUCACCGAACCCUACAACGAUCUGGUCAAGGAAGAGCUGAACAUCAUACAAGGUGCUCUGGAACUCAGAACCAAGACGGUUGAGGAUGUGAUGACACCGUUGAGCAACUGCUUCUUGAUUCACACCGACGCCGUGUUGGACUUCAACACCAUGUCUGAGAUCAUGGAAAGCGGCUACACGCGGAUACCCGUGUAUGACACCGAGCGCUCCAACAUCGUGGACAUCCUGUACGUCAAAGACCUGGCCUUCGUCGACCCCGACGACUGCACCACGCUUAAAACGGUCACCAAGUUCUACAACCACCCGGUGCAUUUCGUCUUCCACGACACUAAGCUGGAUGCCAUGCUGGAGGAGUUUAAGAAAGGUAAAUCCCACCUGGCCAUCGUUCAGAAGGUGAAUAAUGAGGGUGAAGGAGAUCCGUUCUACGAGGUUCUGGGUCUGGUCACGCUGGAGGACGUCAUUGAGGAGAUCAUCAAAUCUGAGAUCCUGGACGAGUCUGAUCUCUACACUGACAAUCGUAACAGAAAGAAAGUGGAUCCGGACAAAAACAAGAGGGACUUUUCUGCUUUCAAACAUGAGAGGGAAUCCAAAGUCAAGAUAUCCCCACAACUAAUGCUGGCAGCGCAUCGUUUCCUCGCUACAGAGGUGAGCCUUUUCAGUCCGAUCCAGAUUUCAGACAAGGUCUUACUGCGAAUCCUCAAGCACCCGGAUGUCAUUCAGGAGAUCAAGUUCAACGAGAACGACAAGCGCUCGCAACAGCACUAUUUAUAUCAGCGCGGAAAACCUGUCGACUUUUUCGUCCUUAUCCUUCAGGGUCGGGUGGAAGUUGAGGACUUAUUUUUUUGGGGCUGUGGUUGUAUUUUUAAUUUCUCUUAUUAUGGUGUUGUUGCUUUGUAUGCAGGGUGGUUGGCUGUCACCCCCCCUCUCUCUCCUUCUGUGGUGUCGCCUCGUCCGCGCCGCCUUUCGCUUAAGAGGUUUUCUCUGUUCUCGCGUUUCCCAGAGUUUCGCUCCCCGUCUCACGUGAGUGGUCUGAACCGCUCGGCGUCUCUGAGCUGCACAGAGAGAGUCGACUCAGUGUCCAUCAGCGGCAGCAACAGUCAGCUCAAUACCAGCCCUGCGGCACAGUACAUCCCUGAUUUUAACGUGCGGGCCCUCACUGACCUGCAGUAUGUGAAGGUCACUCGUUCACAGUACCAAAACGGCCUCCUGGCUUCAAAACUGGACAGCACACCCCAGUCCCCAGAGAGCAGCCAUAUCCGUCUGGAUCCUGGCCCUCUUCCGCCCCUGACCCCUCCCAUGUCCACCACCGCGAACCACACCACAGCGCCGCCGGCUCCCAGAGAGAACGGUCCAGACGAGACCACCUCGCUGCUCAACGACAAGAACAGCCUGUCCAAACGGCACAUCCACGCUCAGAACCAGUCGCACCUGAACACCAAUGCCAACUCCAACAGCAGCCCGACGCCGCUCCCCAACCCUCAGUCGCAUCGCACGCACACCUACACGCACGCGCACACCGAGAGCACCAUUUGACCACACUAAUCUGGGGCUCCGAGAGCUCCAGAGCUGACCACAAGCACAAAUACACUGAGCGAUGCAGAGGACAGUGUGGUGUGUUCAAAUAGGUGCAUCAUCUUCAGCACUGGACGUGAUCUCACUGUGAUUCUAGGGGCUGCGGGUUCGGCCCCACGUCGAGUGUGUAGUCAUGCAGACUCCUGUAUGUAUGCUCUUGCAUGCUAAUCAUGUAGACACUCUCUCAAAGCUUCCGGCAUACAAGUGUGUUCGGUAUGCCACAAAUACCAUUUAAAGGCAUUAUACAACUCUUCGUCAGUAUCUAAUAGAAUUAUUGUACGAUAUGCACUUUUUAUAAUGUCUCUGACCCAGCUGCAAACACCUGUGUGCUGUUUUUCUGAGAUUUUGAGCAUAAGGGCACUUUGAGUCUCAUAAGCUAUUGUUGGACUGAACUAUCGUUUUAGCACACGUUCUGGUCUGGUUUUCCUGCUGUGUGUAGUGCUAUAUGAUUUUGGCAUCAAGCCAAGGCUGAUUUGGUAAGUGUGGCUACGUGAUGUAGCUGUAUGUGAUGCAAUCGUAGCUCUGCGUGACAAACGUGAAGGGAAACUCUGUAAAUAUAGUUUGGAGACGUGAAAUUUGCUGACGCAGAUAGGGUUUGGAGAACCCCACGUGGCCCAGUUAGUGCUCAAAACUGAGACAUUUGUAGCAAAAAAAAACAUUGAGCAUUGACCACUGCAAAUCCAAAUCUGUGAUAUAUGAUUCAAAAUAUUAUAUAAUAAUUUAUUUACAUAGUCAUAUAUUUAUUUUUUGUCUAUAGUAGUAAGUAUGUAUAUUUGAUUCAUAUUUUAUUUAUUUUAUUUUUAUUUUUUUUUGACACUAUUAUAAUUCAUCCCCACGGAAGAAUCUCACAAAAGUUUUAGUUAUAUUUCACAAUAAAAUAUUUAAUUUGAUAAAAUAAAGCCUGUUUAUACCAUUAAGAAUUUUUGCAUCAUAUUAUGCAUUAUUUUUAUGAGAAUUCAGCCCGUUUUAUUCACAAAUACUCAUUUAUAAUUCUCAUGAUUCUCAGUAGACAUGUAUUACUGUACUAGAAUUAUUUGUUCAUUUUAAUGAUAAAAAAGGUUUUAAAUCCAUACAAAUGCACCAUAAUGUAUCGCAAUAUUUUUUUUUCACUUUAUAGUAAUGAAAAUUAUAAAUAAUAUCACAAUGCAAAGAAUCUUAAUAGUCUUAAAUGCAUAUUGAUUUUGAUUUCGAGGUGAAAUAUGACCAGAGGUUUUGUAAGAUUUACCCAGUUCUUGAUCUCUUGACACAAAUGCUGUUUUCCACCAGCAUUCCCAUCCUCGGAAACAGACGCGAAAGAUGCUUGAACAGAAUUCACUGUGAACUGGAGUGAAACUACAUUGGUUUUGAUUCUCAUGCUUGUUUGUACGCGACUGAAUCUUCAGUUUCUCUUCCUGAAGUGUAAAGUCACUAGCACUGUUUAGAUUGUUAAAACUGUUUAGUGAGUUAAAAGUAAACAGAUUAUAGUUUAGUUAAAGGAAUAAUUCACCCAAAAACGUAAAAUUUACUCAGGCCAUCCGAGAUGUAGACGAGUUUGUUUCUUCAUCAGAACAGAUUGGGAGAAAUUUAGCAUUACAUCACUUGCUCACUAG